AUGUUUGAAGAAAGAUACCAGCCCAAUACCCAAUUGUGCGUGGGCAAUCAAUACGACAAUGGAGAUACCGGUAGAGGUGACAGUGGCGGACCCCUGAACUGCAAACUCCAAACGGGUCCCUGGGUGGUCAAUGGUAUUACGUCAUAUGGUGGCCAAACACCGUCAGUGUUUACCCGAGUGUCUUCUUAUUUACCAUGGAUUAUUGCUAAGGUGACCGACAAACCAAAUACUAAUUAG
Medioppia subpectinata is the source of this 237-nucleotide messenger RNA. NCBI's taxonomy places the organism in Eukaryota, Metazoa, Arthropoda, Arachnida, Sarcoptiformes, Oppiidae. The record is from the annotation of a GenBank genome assembly.